AUGUCUUACGCUUCGACCUCAAAUCAACAUCGCACACCGCCAACAUCACCAACUGGAUCGUUCACUAGCCGACCUGUUGCGAUGACUUUGUCUUCUUCGUGUUCAUCUUCGCGACGCGAAAGCUUCAACUCAGCAAUGACGACUGCCGACCCAUAUUCAACCUGCGGCUACUCUAUGUGGGCUACGUCGACUUCUGGAAAGCCGAGUGCGUACGUCAGCGACGAGGACCUGUUCGGGAACGACGACGAGGCAUAUCUGAGCGAGCCACCGCCACCACCGCGCUCUGCCGAAGUCUGGAUGGCGCGUCCUCUGCUCCCGCCUGUCGUUCAAUACAAGCCGAAUGCCUGUAGCACGCAGGCCAAAAAGAAACGGCACAGCAACUCCGACGGCAGCACAACCAAGAGCUGA
This is a messenger RNA of Ramularia collo-cygni, 408 nucleotides long. RefSeq lists its product as uncharacterized. The transcript has a single exon. The record is from RefSeq and is a predicted model, not a curated record. Bases 1 to 408 code for a protein of 135 amino acids. Lineage: Eukaryota; Fungi; Ascomycota; Dothideomycetes; Mycosphaerellales; Mycosphaerellaceae.